AUGGUGGCUGUACCUUCCCACUCUUUCCAUCAUGUCAUCUUACUGUUCCAGUUGUGUUUGUUACACAUGGUUCACGGCGGAGCAUAUUACGGACAGAAACAGCCUCCGCAGCAGCACCAACCCAUUCCACAGUACGACGGGUUUCAACAGCAGCAGUUUCUGGGAAAUGAAAUGCCAUUGCUACCUCAGAAUGGAAAUGAGUUUCCUCAGCUGCCUUUGCAAAUGGCAAAACAAAGGCUACUGACGAAGGGCAAAGGGCAAACUUUUCCAAGAGGAGCCAAGGGUCCACCUUUACCUUUUCCUGAUGGACAAGGUUUUCCAGAAGGACCACAAGGAAUUCAGGGCCCCCCUGGACCAACUGGGCCACCAGGUCCACAGGGCCCUUCUGGGCCACCAGGUCAGGGAAUGCCGGGUUUGCCAGGAACGCCAGGGCCCCCUGGUCCUCUGGGCUACAGAGGAGUUGGAAAACCUGGUAUGCCGGGGUUGCCUGGAAAGCCUGGAGGCCCCGGACUACCAGGUCCAAAAGGUGACCUUGGACCAGUGGGUGAAGAUGGGCCACCUGGACUUAUUGGGCAACCAGGACUCCCAGGUCCCACUGGACUCCCUGGAAGAUCAAAACCAGGAGGUCAGGGUCUGCCGGGACUUCCAGGCCAUUCUGGUGAGCCUGGUCAAAACGGCCCACCUGGGUUCCCUGGUCCAUCUGGCCCAAAAGGAGAACAAGGACUUGGUAUACCUGGUUUUCCAGGUUUGAAAGGACCUAGUGGCCCACCUGGCCCACCUGGACAAGUAGGUCUUCCUGGCAAUGGUAAACCUGGCUCUAAUGGUCUACCUGGACAACCUGGAAUACCAGGGAAACCAGGUCCUCCUGGAGAACCUGGGUUUGCAGGACAACCUGGUGAAAGAGGCCAAGCAGGACUUCCAGGGAUGCCAGGAAUUGGGAAACCAGGAAACGAUGGGUUUAGAGGUCAACAAGGCCUUCCAGGAGGAAAAGGUGAAAUUGGGUCUCCUGGUUUAACUGGACCCCCUGGUUUACCUGGUUAUGGUAAAACAGGAUUUCCAGGACCAAAGGGUCACAAGGGACAAGCUGGACCUCCAGGACCAUCAGGCUCAAAAGGGGAAAAGGGUCAAGUAGGGCUUCCAGGGGUAAAUGGUCCAACUGGGCUUAAUGGAAUGCCUGGUGCACCAGGCUUAAUGGGACUUCCUGGUGAUUUUGGCUUCCCAGGACUAAAAGGAGAGGGUGGUGAUGGAGGUCCAAGAGGAAAUCCUGGAACAAAGGGCGAUAGGGGACCUUCAGGUCUUCCAGGACAACCUGGUAGUUUAGGAGACAGUGGACAACCUGGACCAAGAGGUGUACAAGGGCCCAUUGGCCCUAAAGGAGACACUGGUUUUAGAGGUUUACCUGGUGCCCCUGGUGCUGCAGGAUUACCAGGACCAAAAGGAGAGGGAGGAGAACCUGGAGACAAAGGUCACCCAGGACCACAGGGUAUUCCUGGACUUACAGGACCAGGGGGACCAAUUGGACCUCCUGGUCUGCCAGGACAUAAAGGUGAAGCAGGUCCAGUAGGUAACCCUGGUUAUCCUGGGAAGGGAAACCCUGGACCCCCUGGUCAAAUUGGUCCUCAAGGUAGCCCUGGUGUCGGUGGCCCCCCUGGACUUCCAGGACGACCAGGACCACCAGGGCCCCCUGGUCCUCCAGGACUAUCCACUUCAUACCCUGACCUUGGCCAGAUUCUCCCUCACAGCGGCCCUUACGAGAGUCAAAGCAACGAAAAACUAAAGAAUGGAGGUGAGAUCAGCGGAGCCACCUUGAAAAUGCCUGCAUUCACAGCAAAGCUCACAAAUCCAUUCCCUCUAGUUGGUUCUCCCAUCAUCUUUGAUAAACUCCUGCACAAUGGCAAUCAGGACUACAAUUCACAAACUGGUAUUUUCACCUGUAGCUUACCAGGAAUUUAUUACUUUGCCUAUCAUGUUCACUGCAAAGGAAGUAACGUUUGGGUGGCACUGAUGAAAAACAACGAGCCAGUCAUGUACACUUAUGAUGAGUACAAGAAAGGGUUGCUGGAUCAGGCUUCGGGGAGUGCUGUACUCCCCUUACAAAGAGGGGAUACUGUUUAUGUACAAUUACCAUCAGAUCAGGCAGCAGGACUUUAUGCUGGUCAGUAUGUCCACUCCACCUUUUCCGGAUAUUUACUGUACUCGAUGUGAACAAGUUUGUGAACGUUAGUCUUGAUGCAUCAAUGGAAAAUUCAGUAUAACAAUGCUAACAUUGCUUCAAACUCGAGGUUUAGGUAGGGCAAAUUAAAGGAGACAAAAUAAAUUUUAAAAGGGUAUUUUGAGCUUUGGAUUUAUUCAAGUAUUUAAGGAAAGU
Nematolebias whitei (Rio pearlfish) is the source of this 2368-nucleotide messenger RNA. Its product is annotated as collagen alpha-1(VIII) chain-like. The transcript is spliced from 2 exons. The record is from RefSeq and is a predicted model, not a curated record. Gene Ontology annotation, molecular function: protein binding. Lineage: Eukaryota; Metazoa; Chordata; Actinopteri; Cyprinodontiformes; Rivulidae. The coding region runs from base 1 to 2205 and encodes 734 amino acids.